GUGGGGGACGGAAGCCGAGCCUGGCCGGCCGCGCUGAGCUCCAUGUCCCCUCUCGGCUUGCCUCCCGCCGCCUGCCAUGGCCGCCCCCGGCCGCGACCCCUUCCACGCGGGCAGCGCGGACGAGGCGGACGAGGCGGUGCGCGGCACCUGCGAGGACGCCUCCAUCUGCAAGCGAUUUGCUGUCAGUGUCGGCUACUGGAAGGACCCCUACAUCCAGUAUUUUGUGAGACAGGCAAAAGAAAGGAAAGCACCUGAAAUCAAUAGAGGGUACUACGCUCGUGUCCAUGGGAUCAGUCACCUGCUCAAGGCUUUUUUAAAGAAGACAGAAUGUAAUUGCCAAGUCAUAAACCUUGGUGCUGGUAUGGACACCAUGUUCUGGAGGCUGAAGGAUGAAAAUCUUCUUCCUAGAAAAUAUUUUGAAGUGGAUUUCCCAACAAUAGUUACAAGAAAAAUAUAUAACAUCAAAUCAAAACCUCCCCUGUCAAAGCCAAUUAUGGAAUCCCAUUCAGGGGAGUCUCUCUUAAUAGAUGCUCACAGCCUAGAUUCCUGUCGAUAUUCUAUCAUUGGAGCAGAUCUCAGAAGCUCAUCUGAGCUGGAGGAAAAACUAAAGAAAUUUAACAUGGAUACACAAUUGCCAACGCUUCUGAUCACAGAGUGUGUGCUGGUUUAUAUGACGCCACAGCAGUCUGCAAGUCUUCUGAAGUGGGCUGCAAGCACUUUUCAGACGGCCAUGUUCAUAAACUAUGAGCAGGUGAACAUGGCUGAUCGGUUUGGACAGAUUAUGAUUGAGAACUUGCAGAGAAGGCAGUGCAACCUGGCUGGCGUGGAAGUCUGCUGGUCCUUAGAGUCUCAGAAGGAGCGAUUGUUGUUAAAUGGCUGGGAAGCGGCAAACGCCAUUGACAUGAUGAAAGUCUACAGCUCUCUGCCACAGGCUGAUGUCAAAAGAAUAGAGGGGCUUGAAUUCCUAGAUGAAAAGGAGCUGCUUGAGCAGCUAAUGCAGCACUACUGCAUCUCCUGGGCUACAAAAGACAGCUGUAACCUGGGUCUUGAAACCAUCACAUUUUAAUGUACUCGCUUCGAGGGAACCCCAGGCCCCACGUCGAAGCUGACGCCUGCUGCUGGAGUCGAGCUCCCACAAGUGAUGGGACUGUGCACGUGCAAGCUCCAGCCUGCCCACCCUCCGCCCAGUGCCAGUGGAAAGAGAGUGACCAGUGCAGUGGUGCUGAUGAUGACCCUUUCUUGUUGGCUUGUCGUUGUUUUAAUAAAUCUCUGUUGUCCUUUGCGAGCGGUUUUGUUCUGAUGCAAGAUUCGUCUCUUCUCAGGGACGUGGCAUUGGACUGCUUUUGGUGGGGGUGGGAGGGGUUUCCCAUGUCAGUAACUCCUGUUUAAAACCCCCGUGCCCUUCGAGAGAGCAGUUGUGUUUUGUUUCUCCUCUCUUGUCCCUUGGCAUGUGUGUGAAAUGCAUUUGUGAAGAGCAGACGGGAUAUGUCGUGCCUGUGGCCUGCAUUAAAGGGUAUUUUGUUGCAUUGCUUACAGCUGAUCAUGGAGGCUGGGGUUUUCUUUCUGUCCCGACGUAUUUAUUUUUCUUUAUGGCACAUUGGCUUCUCACCGUUCCUUAGGCUCGCUCGAGCUCGGUGGCCGACCCUAAGCUCGGUUUCUGCCCCUGCCCUCUGACUCUUGCUCAAUGUGCAGGAGAUUUGGUUGUAAUCCAAUAGGAUGUUGAACUUGGAAGGGCUGGGCUCGCCUUGCCUUGCCUUGCCAGCCUGGAUGGCUAAGGUGAGGAAUGAAGCCUUGUCUGGUUCUCACUGCUUCCACCCGUGUCUUCGCGCCGAUCUCGCAGCACCCUCCCCUCAUGCUGUUCUGCCUGAAGCUGAGUUUUGCAAUUGUUCUACAAGAGGGCAAUAAAUGUUUAGUAUGUA
Messenger RNA from Gavialis gangeticus (Gharial), 1919 nucleotides. It is a transcript of the gene LCMT1, whose product is annotated as leucine carboxyl methyltransferase 1. The coding region runs from base 77 to 1066 and encodes 329 amino acids. Gene Ontology annotation, molecular function: protein C-terminal leucine carboxyl O-methyltransferase activity. Gene Ontology annotation, cellular component: cytosol. The record is from RefSeq and is a predicted model, not a curated record. Gene Ontology annotation, biological process: C-terminal protein methylation. The transcript has 11 exons. Lineage: Eukaryota; Metazoa; Chordata; Crocodylia; Gavialidae.